AUGGACGACAAGCGACUACCCAAACGACUCUUCUACGGAGACGUCGCGACGGGUUCUCGCCGUCAAGGAGGCCAGAUUCGCCUUUACAAGGAUAGCCUGAAGUCCUCCCUGAAACGCCUGCAAAUCAACCAUAUCGACUGGGAGGAGCUCGCACUCGAUCGACCAACCUGGAGGAGGACAGUGAAGACAGGCGCUGUGAUCUACGAAGCCAACCGCAUCGCUGCCGCCAAAGCGAAAUGCGAAGCCCGCAAAUCACAACUUCGCCCAGUACGCAACGCCACCGCACAACCGCUUCCAACGUGUCCUCGAUGUCAAUGGAUAUUCCGGGCUCGAAUCGGACUUGUUGGACAUCUUCGGAUUAACUGCGCCUCUCGAACUGCACCAACCAUCGUCCCCCCACCCACCUCUUCCUCCUCCUCUCCGCCGCCAAGUAACUCUGACAAUUCUUCUGACCCACCACUUCCAUCCUCCUCCUUCUCCUCCUACUCCUCCUUCUCCUCCUCCGACUCCAGCGAUGAGGAUCAGGACUCCGCCUGCCCUCACUGCGAACGCACCUUCACGUCACACAUCGGCCUGGUCGGUCACUUGCGAAUCCAUCGCACAGAGACUGGCGAGACAGUGCCUGGAGUACCAACCUACACCCACCGCACUCGCCUCCCUGCCCACACUGCCCUCGCACCUUCACGCAUCGCACGGGUCUAUUCGACCACAUGCGCAUUCACGAGAGCGGAAAUGACCACAGUGACGACACACCCACCACAUCCAACACAUCCACCAGGCCCAGCACCACCCUCGCUCCAUCGCCACACGCGCCCAUCACCACCACCACCACCACCGCUUCCUCUAGAGCUGACACCGACAACGUCGACCUCUCAGGCCCACACUGCCCACGCACGUUCACCUCACGCAUCGGCCUGGUCGGUCACUUGCGAAUCCUUCGCACAGAGACUGGCGAACCAGUGCCUGGAGCACCAACCUACACCCACCACGCUCGUCUCAACUGCCCACACUGUCCUCGCACUUUCAGGCAUCGCAUGGGCCUAUUCGGACACAUGCGCAUCCACGAUGACCUGCGGUAGACAACCGCCGGUUACACCACACAUCCACACACUCUCUACCUUCCUCCACCAUCACCACCACACAUCAACACGCACCCAACUGCAACCUCCCACGCAAGUGGGAAGUCCGCAUCUCGACUCGAUCCCCAUGCGGCUUCGGCUGCACGGGUAA
Spirometra erinaceieuropaei is the source of this 1230-nucleotide messenger RNA. NCBI's taxonomy places the organism in Eukaryota, Metazoa, Platyhelminthes, Cestoda, Diphyllobothriidea, Diphyllobothriidae. The record is from the annotation of a GenBank genome assembly.